AGUUUUAAACAAUUUUUCAUAAGUGAAUCAUAAAAAAUUGUGUAAAAUAGCUAUAAUUAAGUAGUAUGUGUCAUAUUGAGUGUCUUUAAAAGAAUUUAUUUUAAAUAUUUUUCGAAAAAAAUAAGUGUAACCCAAAAAUUGGACGGGAAAUGUACUUUACGAUUUCGUUAGUAUUUUUUUUUGCUGUUAAUGACUACUGAUAGCACUUAUAUAUGUUGCAAUCACGACUCUUCACUCUCUUACAUAUUUCUUUUUUCGACCAAAACCAAGGCGCUUAUAAAUGCAAAACGUGUUUCCGAUACAUGCAAGUUGAAUUGUGAAAAGAAAACAAAAAUGAAAUAAAACAACGAAACAUUUUCGGUGUGUACAUUUUCUUGGUACUAGCGCAUCAACUCCGGUUUGAACAUAAAAAUUGUGGAUUUAUUGUGCGAGAGUGAUAAAACCACGCUGUGUCACACGACUUUUUAUCGUAUCUAUAGUGUGACUGUUAGACAGAUCUAUGUAUGAAAACAUUUGUGCAAGUGCAGGAAUUAUCUAAACGAAUCAUCAAGUGCACACGAAAUUUUGGUAUACUAUACGAAAACUAUACAAACGAAAUGGAAAUAAUCAAUAACAUUCAAAAAGUGAGAAAAAGUGAAAUGAACGGUCACCUUAAUGCAUAUUAGAUGCAUUUGCUAUUGCCCGAACUUUAAUAUAAUUGUUUUAUAGUUGUUGAUUGUGGGGUUGAUUUUUUGUUUAUUUCCUUUAAGGUAAACAUUUAAUUGCGGCAAGUUAUUUCGAUGCAUAUUUAGUGUGAAUUGAUCUCUACAGAAGUGUCUGAUAUCUGUGCUACAAUUACUCAACGCACAUGUGGUACAUCACAGAAUUAAUUUUCCAACAAUGGACUAUGUCUUGAAACAACGAUAAACCUGAAAAUAUAUGAAAUAGAGAAAAGAAAACCUUUUUUGACUCUUAAAGUGCACAACAAAAAAAAUCAAACGAACAAAACUCAAAAAGGCAAAAGAAUCAAGUUUGAUACGCACAAAGAAGAGUUAUAACAAGUAAACAUAAUUAAAUCGAAAGAAGAGAAAAGGAAAGCAUACACAAAAAAAAUCUCUUAUAAUGUUCAAUAUUUAGAAGAAAAUAUAAAACACAUAUGUAACGGAGAGAGAGAGAAUGAAAGGAUCGGAACUCAACACGGACAGAGAAUUCAAACGUAUCUAUGUUGAGUGAGUUAUAACAAACUAACAAAAAUUGAGAAGCGACAGAUUUAAGAAGAAGAAGAAAAAAACAACAACAAUAACAAAGUAUACACUAGUAGAAGACGAAUGAAAAAAACUCAUCGAGAAUCGACUUCAUUGUUUAUUUGUAUCAUUUUCAUUUGUGCACACGCAACAUAUACUGGCAUUGAUGCUUAAUCGUACGGCGGCAACAUAGAAAAAGAUACAGAAUAGUAACAAACACACAGAUAGAUUACCGUUCACCAGAGACUCGGAAUAUACCACACGAGAACGGAAUAACAAAAAAGAUAUAGUAACAAUAACACCAUAUCUAUGUAUAUGUACGUACAUAUAUAAAAAAAAACAUUAUUAACACAGUACCUACGUAUAAAUUAUUCCACACAUAUAAGAAACAACAAAAGGGAGCUAACGUGUGUCGGUGUACACGAAAUAAUGAACAUAGAGAAGAUUCGGAAAAAAUUAAAGAGAAUAAACUGAAAAAAAAAAGACGGAAAAGACGAAAAAAGAACUUUUGAGAGAAAAUAAAAUACAUAUAGCAAAAUAAAAACUACAGAAUACACCAAAAUCGAAUAACAAACAUAACUUUGAUAAAUUCAAAAUGGCGGCAAGUCGAACUCGUAUGCAACAAACAAAAAACAUAUCAUCAAUAUUUUCGAAAUUGCAUGGUGCACUGUCUGAUGCAUGUAGCCCGCAAAAAAUGUCCACUGAUAAAAAAACACUUGACAAAACAUGGAAACUAAUGGAUAAGGUGGUACGACAGUGCCAACAAUCAAAAAUGAAUUUAAAAAAUAGUCCACCGUUCAUUCUCGAUAUUUUGCCCGAUACAUAUCAACGUUUGCGAUUAAUCUAUUCAAAGUAUGAACACCAAAUGCACAUUCUGCAUGCAAAUGAACAUUUCAAUGUGUUCAUAAAUAAUUUAAUGCGUAAAUGUAAGCAAGCAAUUAAACUGUUCAAAGAGGGCAAAGAGAAGAUGUUUGACGAAAAUUCGCAUUAUCGUCGCAACUUAACCAAACUUAGUCUAGUGUUUUCACAUAUGUUAAGCGAAUUAAAAGCAAUCUUUCCAAAUGGUAUAUUUGCCGGCGAUCAAUUUCGGAUUACCAAAGCGGAUGCAGCUGACUUUUGGAAGGCGAAUUUUGGCAAUAGUACAUUGGUUCCAUGGAAAAUUUUCCGUCAAGAAUUAUCAAAAGUACAUCAAAUUUCGUCCGGUUUAGAGGCAAUGGCGUUGAAGACAACCAUAGAUUUGACAUGCAAUGACUAUAUAUCAAAUUUUGAAUUCGACGUUUUUACACGAUUAUUUCAACCGUGGAGCACACUGCUACGUAAUUGGCAAAUUUUAGCUGUUACGCAUCCAGGUUAUGUUGCAUUUUUAACAUACGAUGAGGUCAAGGCCAGACUACAAAAGUACAUACACAAAGCUGGUAGUUAUGUAUUCAGAUUAUCUUGUACGCGUUUAGGGCAAUGGGCUAUUGGAUAUGUAACGGCCGAAGGCGAAAUUUUACAAACAAUUCCACAGAAUAAGUCACUAUGUCAAGCUUUGCUUGAUGGCCAUAGAGAGGGAUUUUAUUUAUAUCCGGACGGGCGGCAAGUUAACCCAGAUCUUUCGUUUGCUGUGCAAAGUCCAAUGGAAGAUCAUAUAACUGUGACGCAAGAACAAUACGAACUCUAUUGUGAAAUGGGUAGUACAUUUCAGUUAUGUAAAAUAUGUGCGGAAAAUGACAAAGAUAUACGAAUCGAACCGUGUGGUCAUUUGCUGUGUACACCGUGUUUGACUGCUUGGCAGGUUGAUUCCGAAGGACAGGGUUGCCCAUUUUGUAGAGCUGAAAUCAAAGGAACUGAACAAAUUAUAGUCGAUGCAUUUGAUCCACGCAAACAACAUCACAGGAAUUCAGCACAUGGUCGACAACAAAACGUUGAUGAUGACGAUACUGAGGUAUAGUUAUCCAAAAACCAUGGCCAAAACUCAUCAUCCCACACAAAAUGGCUUAACUGCAACCACUUUUACCAUUUCAAAAUUUAAUUUAAAAAAAAAAAACAUCUAUUUAUAUUGAUGAAAAAACAUUUCAUUUUUGCCCAAAUGAAUUUUUCAAUGAGGAUCCGUCCGUUCAGGAAACAGCCUUCUGAAUGAUGAAUCUAUACAAUCGUUGUAAAAGCACGUCUAUUUAUAGAUAUAUCUAAACAGUAUUUUCGCUCAGAUAGUAACCUUUUUAUUCAAUUUAAUAUAAUACGAAAAGGUUUUAUUACUUGUUCGUUUUCUUUACAUGGUUUCAUAUAAUUUGAAAUCGAAAUCUGUCGAAAUAAUAUUAUGGUGACAAAGAUAUGUAUGAAUUUCAUAAAUAUACUAAAAAUGUUGUUAAUGUUAACAAUAUUUUGUAUACCUUGCUGACUUAUGUAUACUUAUCCAUAACGACUGCCAAGAAGUCGACAAAAUUCUGAGUAAUCAAAAACAAAAAUAGUAAAUAAUGAACAAAAAUUUUUGAUCAAUGAUCAAACAAAUGCAUAUCAACUGAUAAAAAUUUCUCAGUACCAAACAAUGGACAACCUUCCACAAAUCAUGAUGUGGAACAUUUAGUACACCAUUUUUAUAUUUGACAACAAGACUAACUAUUGUUUGUUUGGCCGUUAUUCAUUCAGAUAACAGUAAGAGUCUUAUGCUCCUCGAAGAAAAAGCUUUCGUCAUCGUCGAAUUACGUCGUGACGAUUAUUCAGUUUCUAAUGUCUAAUGCAGACUUUAAAUCGAUGAGGCCUUCUGUACGAAUAGCCAUGUUUCUUGAUGAUUUUUACCAUGGUUUUCCUUCUUGAAGAACACUGAUCGCUCAUUCUUUAUUAUUCACAUUCUUUUGCCGACUUGAUGCCAUGAUACUCACAUAUGCAUCCAUUUCUUUUCAAUGAACGUUCACAAUGUUUUGUAUACAAUUAUUCUCCAUUGACUGCCACGUGGUGAUUUUUACCGCCUUGCGUACUUCCCUUCAUCGAGCGCCACAUUGAUUUGAAAUGGUAUCAACAGUAAUGCAAAUAUUUCAGUUAUUUCGAAACUUUUUUCGGAAAAGAUGUUCAAUACCUGCUUUGCAUAUUCUGGUAUUAAAAUUUAAUUCGGCGGCAAUUUCACGAAUCCUUUUAUAUUCUUCUUCGUUGUCAUCACAAUUGUCAUUGUCCUCGUUUCAUCUUUUUUUGUCAUUAGUAUAUCACUUCUUACAUGAUCGAAGGAACCUUGCUUACUGAUGUUGAUACUUUCAAUAAUUAAAGAAUUCUCCCACUGUGAUAUUUUGGAAGUGUUCUGUUUUUUUGAAAUAUAGACAGAACGACACUUAAAAACGAAUGAAAGAAGUCAAUUGUAUAAAUUGAAUCGGUUAGAAAAUUCAUGACCGCAGGAAAUUUGUUAAAAGAGCAACAUGUUCAUACAAAAAUGUAUGAGCGUGUUGCAAUUUAAUUUUAGAUGUUCUGGAAUCACCAUAGACAAAUUUGAAUUAAAAGACCUAACAUCAUUCAUAUUAUGCUGUAAAAAAUAUUAUUGGAUGGAAGUAAAUAAAAGAAGUAGAUUGGACAAAAUCUUUAUUCUUUAUUAGAAACUAUGCAUUUGCUAAUUAAAUGACCACUGCACUGGGCCAAAGCGUUACGUUUUUUGACGUAAAAUUUAUAAAGAACGUUACAAACAUUAUAAUUACUAUUUGCGCCGCAGUUUUGCACUUUUUCUUUUAAAUUCCAUUUUCCAAAACUAACAUUUUUCCAUGCGCUUAUUUCACUUGAGAAACACACACACAUACAUACAUACAUACAUAAACAAACUUUUGUUUUUGUUGCGUUUAAUGGCUUUUCUUCGAAAUUCGGAUAAUUGAAA
Molecule: messenger RNA, 5055 nt
Organism: Contarinia nasturtii (swede midge)
Lineage: Eukaryota; Metazoa; Arthropoda; Insecta; Diptera; Cecidomyiidae
Gene: Cbl
Product: E3 ubiquitin-protein ligase CBL
Exons: 7
Coding region: 1819-3156 (445 amino acids)
Biological process (GO): negative regulation of epidermal growth factor-activated receptor activity; cell surface receptor signaling pathway
Cellular component (GO): membrane raft; plasma membrane
Molecular function (GO): ubiquitin protein ligase activity; phosphotyrosine residue binding; receptor tyrosine kinase binding
Source: RefSeq, a predicted model, not a curated record